Hyla sarda is the source of this 5710-nucleotide messenger RNA. Its product is annotated as thyroid adenoma-associated protein homolog. The record is from RefSeq and is a predicted model, not a curated record. NCBI's taxonomy places the organism in Eukaryota, Metazoa, Chordata, Amphibia, Anura, Hylidae. The coding region runs from base 155 to 5629 and encodes 1824 amino acids. Gene Ontology annotation, cellular component: cytosol. Gene Ontology annotation, biological process: tRNA methylation. The transcript has 31 exons.
CUUGCGGUAAAGUCUGGCUCCUCUGGAUCAUACAGGUCUCUCCGCCUCACACUGGCUACAAGAAUAAUGUGCAGUUCUCCUCCGCGGCACCAGGUGGCGAUGUGCAGCACCUACAAUGUUUACUACUAAUAGAAAGUGUCGCCUGUGACUGCAGAUGGCGGCCUCCAGGAUGGCACACGUUGAGGGAAUGCUGGAGGACCCCGGGCAGUGUGUGCUCUUCUAUCAGGGACUAGGUCUGCCUUCCCUGGCCUCAGUGACACUGGCGCUCCAGCGCUUCAGAGAGUCAUCAGUGAAAAGAUGUAAAGAGAAGCAUCUAGAUGAGGCUGUCCAGGCGUUGGAAGCAGCGGCACAGGUUUUGGAAAACAUCCCUGAUGAUGAACUACUUCCAUUACUCCGUUAUAUCCUCACCACACAGAUGGCUUCUAGCAGUUCUUCCACUUUUUUCUUGAAGCUUGAAAAGGUACUAACAAAGCUAUCUCAGGUCAAACCAAACUUUGUGGCCCAGCACAGAGAAUCCUUUUUGGCUUGCCUGUUACAGAGGAAUAAAAAGGUGUUUGAGGUUGUUGAACUGCAAGCAGUAUGUAUGCAUUUAGAAGGAAGCCCUUCUGGACGGACAUAUUUUGCAAAAAAUCUACAAUCUUUACUUUCAAAAAUGUCUUCAACGUUUUCUUCAAUAAUGAGUGGAGAAUUUGCUUCACGUUCUGAUAACUGUCAUCUCAGUGUUAAAUUGUGCCUUCAGCUGUUUAGAGAGUUUGCGGACAGUAUUAGCCCACUGGUAUGGGAUUCUGCUUGUACUCCUAACCCUAUGGAAAGCAUAUUGGGAUCACUCCUUCAAAUAAUUACAGACCAGAACAUUAGCCAUGAUGCACGGUUAUUGGCUGGCACAGCUGUGGCCUCCCUGGCAAAUACAGGACCAGAAGUGGAAAUAGCUGCUCAAGCUGCCAUAUCCCUUGUACAGCACUUUAACGAUGCCACUGGUGAGCUACAGUUUGGAGAAUUGCAUAUAACUGACUGCAGGCAUGCAACCGAUGAAGUGGGAUUACUAGCAGUAAUACGAGGGCUCCUAACCUGUGGUCGUGGAGAUCUUCUCACCCUUAAAUUAAAUUCUUCAGACCAGGGAAUGACCUUGCUGGAGUGUCUGUUUCCUGCUAUAGCCGGUCUAUGUGAGCAACAAAUUGAACCAUAUUAUAGUUUUCAAGUGCUCUGCCUCUGGUUACAGCGUGUACGGGAACACCUGACUCUGCUGCUCAGUAUCCAAGGGGCACUUCUCUUGAUUGACACCAAAGAGACUGCCUCACGUUUGAUAAAUAUUUUAUGGAUUGGUGCUGAAAUGCAGGUAGAUGGGAUGACCGCUCUGGUGCUCAGCUGCUUCCAGCACUAUUUGCAUAUUCACCGUCAAGAGUGUCAGCUUUUGGCAGUAAAGGAAGAGACCUUGCUGCAAAAUCUACUGCAUAAAAUCAAAGAAAUCUCCUGGCAGUCUCGGUCGAGAUACACUGUGCUCUGUGCCAUUUUGCCAUUCUUGGGAUCGCAGAAGGUUUUGGCUUUGUAUCCUUUGCUUCCAUCCCAUCUGUUUUCCUGUUUGACGACGAACUACCUUUGGCCUCCAGCUGCAGAGACUUACCGCACACUUGUUUAUUUGCAAAGACAAGAAUGGGUUCAGGGGGGCACAGUAGAUGAAGAGGGGUUAGGUGAACAUUGGGCAGAAAUUUGGCUUGCACCUCUUUCUGAUGCACUAAGUUCCACAGAAAGCAGUCUACAGAAUAAUACUGCUACUCAUAUUCUCCCCUGCACCUUGCGCACAUUUAGUGACUCUUCUGGAUUAUUGGCUAAACAACUCUGUGGUUCAGACAUUCCACAUCUCCGAGGUUGGAUCAGCCUUGCACGGGCACAGAAAGUAGUCCUAGGUAAAGUGGAAGAAGCAGAGGAGAGGCUGCAGCUGUGUUUGGAAUCUGCUGAUGAUGGAGUACGUCUGGAUGCAAUGAGUUUUCUGUGCAGUGGUCCAAGGUGUAACCAACCCCCUUCCUCUAAAGAGCUGCAACUUCUCAAGAAGUAUCUGCCUUACAAUAUGGGCUGUGACAAUCCAGGCUUUCGACAGCAACUGCAGGCAGUACUACGCAGAGCUCUAGAGAGGCUUCGGGAUGCCGCCAUGUCUGCCCUCCGCAAGGGACAUACUAAGGAGGAAACUGUGGCACGGGCACUUGAGUUCACAGAUUGGAUAUUUCUUCUAAGUAUUUCAUCCCUGACACCUUCAGGGAAUUAUCAGCGGCGAUGCUCAGCCUUGAUCAUACUAUGCUCUGUGCUGGAAACUUUUACUGACUGUUGGAGCCCGCAAAGGAAGAAAGGACAACCCCCACAAGAUGUGUCUCUUCUACUGGAAUCAGCAAAGCAGAAAGGAUACUGGGAUUUUCUAUCAGCUGGCAGUAUGCAGAGGCUGUUGGGAUGUAUACAGGACAGUACUAAUGAGAUACGGGAGAUGGCGUCAGAUUUGCUUGCCCGUUUUUACCUGCCAGCGUCAAAGGAGCUGACUAUUACACUCUUUGAACUAGGGCAAGCUUUGCUCCGUAGUCCUCGUGUGCCAAUGGCAGAGUCUGGAGCAAUCCUAAUGAAGACUUUGCUGAAAAGGCCAAAUGAUUCUGUGCACUUGACAGAAGGUGUUCCCCUGUCUGCUCUAGGACUUGUUACCUAUCUUACCAAGAUGCUGAAAGAUCAUUAUUGUUGUGCACAGAAGAACCUUUUACUUGCAGUUAGCGAAAAGCCCCUGCAUGGGUUGCUUUCUGCUCUGAAGUUAUGCCUGCUGGAUGUUUCUCCUAAGUCCAUGUUACAAGCUGAUCAUGCCACCAGCUGGCGAUGUCUCCUGCAGAAUCUUGUUAGCUUGUUGCAAGAAAUAGCUUCCUUCAUCCUCCGCUUGCUGCACAAAGCAUGGAGGAAAGAGCCUACGGAAACAGCCGCCCCUUCUUUUCACGACAUGGGCAAAGCUGUUAGUGUUCUGAUUGCACAUGGAAGAGGCCUAGAGGAAGUCCAAGAAGACCUUCUCAUUUCUGAAGAGCACAGCCUUAUUAUGACUUGUUGCUGGGUCUCUUUAAAGGAAAUUGGGACAUUUCUUGGUCCACUGGUAGAGAAGUUGAUUGCUGCUCCUACACCAAUCAUUUCUGACACAGCAGUAGAGCGUUCUAUGGCAACAUAUCACGAUAUAUUCAUGAGAUGUCGUCACUGGGGGGCUGUAGAUGGAUGCAGCACAGGAUUUACAAGGCUUUGUGUAGCAUUACUUCACCAUGAAGAUGAAAGGUUGAGAGAUAUGCCAAGAAAAAUGAUGGAGCAGGCCUUGUUGGAGGCAAAGUCUCAGAACUCUCUCUCUGUUACCCGCAGAGCUGCAGGCUUUCCAGUUCUCCUACAGGGUAUCUUAUCUGCAGAGGGGCCACAACACCCACUUCUGGAAACGUGUGUAGUAUCUUUACUUACACUAGCUAAAGAGCCCUUUCCCUCUAACUGGGACCAGACACGAGACCUCCCACAGGUAACUGCUGUUCAUGCUCUACAGACUAUGCUUCGAUCUGCAGGCCUUCGCUCUACACUACUCUGCCAUGCAGUUCCUAUAAUGUCCCUAUCGGUCAGCAGUCUGUCCUCUCCCUGCUGGGCUAUGCGCAAUGCAGCUCUACAACUGUUCACUGCCCUCACUGUUGGAAUGCUAGGACUGUCUCGCAGUGAUGUGGAUUGUUCUGUGCAGAGCACACUUCAUGUUGGUGCUCUUCUGCGGAGAUAUCCAGGAUUGAGUGAUGUAAUGCUAGAGGAACUGCAAAAGGCAACACAGGCAAAAGAAAUGCUGCAUCCUAGUUUGCAUCCUAUCCUUACACUGCUUGCCAAGCUACAGCCUGGGGGAGACAGUGAAGCCAGAUGUUUUAUAGAUCCUCUGUUGGACCUAAGAGAAAACCCUAUUUAUGCUGUGCGUGUCAUGGCUGCCCGUGCUUUGGUGCCUGUUGUCCCAAGGCUAGACUAUCAUGAACUGCUUGUUCAACUGAUAAAAGGCCUUCCCCAUACCAUGCAUGGAGUGUCCCACAAUGCUUUACAUGGACGACUGCAGCAGAUUUACGCUCUGUUAUCAUUAGCUUCGAAGGAAAACUGUACUUCAGAGGAUGUCAUUCAGGAGGUGGCUAAGCAGCUAAUACCUUUUCUUUGGCUGCUGUCACCAGUGCAGAAGUGCCCACCAGUUAGAAAUGCCUUUCUGGAUGUUGUUUGCCUGUUGCUGCCCAGUUGUGAAGAAGACUUUUUAAGUCAAGUACUUGAGGCAGUCUGCAGGAAAAUACGUGUUGAAGAACAUAUAUCACAGGUAGGAGCUGACACAUUUCAUGAGGCAUGUGUCUGGUUUAUCUGCAAUGAAGCUAUCAGUUCUAAUAGCCAUGCUUGCUAUGGUCUAGUGUCACAGCUCCUUAAAUCUGGAGAUACGACUGUUCUUAGAUGGCUAAUAGAGAAGAAGAUUGGAGAUGUUCCUGGAGCAUUGGGACAGUUACUAGAAGACAUAAUGCAGGAUAUGUUGAGCAAAAAUCUGACCAAGAAUCAUUCUACGAGUCUCGGACUAUUCUUAGAAAGUUUUAUUCACCUGCACAGAGUUUGCCCAUAUCUAAAAAUGCAUCCUAUUCCGAAUGCUAAAACCAUUCAGUGUGUACACGGCCUUCUGUGUCUCCUGGAGGCAAGGAGAGGAGGACCACAAGUCCGUGGCCAUGCACUUUGUAAUCUAAGCUUGCUACUUGCACAUUGUGACCUUUGGCAUGAUCUGUCCCUUGCUACCCGCUGGCUCUCUACUCUCCUUGUGUGUGCAGACCCAGCAAUAUCAUGUGAGAAAUUGCGACUGGCUGCUGCAGAGGCUUUGCACUUGGCUGGCGGUGACCUAGUGAGACAAGCACUCCAACAUGCUUCAUGUGGUCUCAGACAGCUGGCUGUGAGGACUAUACUGUGUGGAGUGGAUUUGCUUCAAGAUGAGGACCGAGGUGUGAGAGACCAGGCUACUAGCUUUGCUGUCUUAGCCCUGAAUCAGCAAGCUGAGAAGUCUUUGCACAGUGACUGGGCUGUUCUUAAGCUCCUGGAGCUUUUGAGGGAUAAUUUCUGGGACUGUGAGGAGACCUUCCAUUCUCUUAUAUCUCGCCUACCUCCUUGUAAUCUUCAUGCAGCACUUUCCUCUCUUAAUGACAGGUCCGUGGCACUCUAUGAGGAGGAUGAGCCCAAUGUGUUUGCAGAUCCCAAUUUCUUUUGUAAACUGCUUUGUCCAUUGAUCCAGGAGCUGCUGGAUCUCAUGGCUCAGGAAUCUUCCCUGUGCUCAGUAGUGCUCCAGUGGGUAACAACUAAUGAAAUUCCAGUGCGAGAACAGAUACAGAUAUGGCACAGCUGGGUGACCGAACAAGGAUCCAUAUCGCCUCUGUUGCUUAGAGCCUCUGCUUGUUCCCAUGUACAUACAGCCAUCUUGGGUUUGCUGGUUAGAAUUGAGCUGCUCGUUAAGGCCCAGGAGAUGAAACAAGACAAUGGUUUCCAGAUUACACUUUCAGGUGCUCUGACAAAGGAGCUCUCUCAGAUAAAGGAGGAGCUUGCGCUUCAUCAUUUAGGAUUUUCUAAUAUAGUGACGAAUAUGAGACAAAGCUGAAAACAUUUGCCAUCAAAUGUGCUACGUUCCUAACUACAACAUAAUGUAAAUCAUUCUAUAACCUAAAAACAAAACAAUAAA